Conger conger (European conger) is the source of this 2956-nucleotide messenger RNA. RefSeq names its product CUGBP Elav-like family member 2. The record is from RefSeq and is a predicted model, not a curated record. The transcript has 11 exons. NCBI's taxonomy places the organism in Eukaryota, Metazoa, Chordata, Actinopteri, Anguilliformes, Congridae. The coding region runs from base 229 to 1521 and encodes 430 amino acids. Gene Ontology annotation, molecular function: RNA binding.
UUUUUUGUUUUUUUUUAAAGGCGACAUGCUCACGUGAUAUGCGUUCAGUCCGUACGCCUAACGUACGUCCAUUUAUUGACGAUAAUCUAGUUAAACAUUCCGGGAAGAGUGACGAAGUUGGCAUUUGACGUUGAUAAAGAUAAGUAACUGGAGUCGUUUUGUGGGCCUAGCUGGCACUAGAUUUUGAGUCUGUCCGGUCUAUGUAGCUAACGUUUGGCUACUGGCUGUAUGCUCAAACUGCAGCUGUGUCGACGGGCGACGUUUACGUGUGACGAACUUCGUAUCAGCCUUGCAAACUCAGCGGUUUUGCUCGGGGGACAUUUACAGCGGCCAAAUUUACUUGGUAACGGCAGUGGGAAGAUGAACGGAUCUCUGGAAGACGUGGAUCAGCCCGACCCGGACGCCAUCAAGAUGUUCGUGGGUCAGAUCCCGCGGUCCUGGUCGGAGACGGAGCUGAAGGAGCUGUUUGAGCCGUACGGAGCCGUGUACCAGAUCAACAUCCUGCGUGACCGGAGUCAGAACCCACCGCAGAGCAAAGGGUGCUGUUUUGUAACGUUUUAUACCAGAAAAGCAGCUCUGGAGGCCCAGAAUGCAUUGCACAACAUUAAGACCUUAUCUGGGAGCCCCUUCUGUGCCCGGGCCGUUCUCCUGAGCGCCGCAUGCUCCCCGCCGCCCUGGCCUCUGGCUGUGGGAGCCGCGCGCGUUCCGCCUGAGCGCGGGGGGGUGACCGGGUUCAGACACGGCCAGUCGAGCACCGAUCGGCCUCCCUCCCAUAUCCAGCUGCUCCAGCAGGCUGCAUCCUCCAGUAACCUGGGCGCGUUCAACAGUAUUCAGCAGAUGGCAGGUAUGAGUGCGCUGCAGCUGCAGAACCUGGCCGCCCUGGCGACCGCUGCCGCGGCAACGCAGAGCUCCAGCCCCUCCAAUCCGCUGUCCUCCAGCCCCGCAGGUACGACGGGCUCCUCUGGUGCGGCGGCGUCUCUCAGCUCCCUGUCCUCUCUGGGGGCCCUGCAGGGCCUGGGCUCGUCCGUGGGGCUCAACAACAUCAACGCGCUCGCCGGAGGAGUCAACAGCAUGGCGGCUCUGAACGGGGGCCUGGGGGCGGCGGGCCUGUCCAACGGCACGGCGGGGGCCAUGGACGCCCUGACCCAGGCGUACUCCGGCAUCCAGCAGUACGCGGCCGCCGCCCUGCCCACGCUCUACAGCCAGUCGCUGCUGCAGCAGCAGGGCGCCGCCGGCAGCCAGAAGGAGGGCCCUGAGGGAGCCAAUCUCUUCAUCUACCACCUGCCGCAGGAGUUCGGGGACCAGGACAUCCUGCAGAUGUUCAUGCCUUUCGGAAACGUGGUCUCUGCCAAAGUCUUCAUCGACAAACAGACCAAUCUGAGCAAGUGCUUUGGUUUCGUCAGCUACGACAACGCCGUGUCCGCGCAGGCCGCCAUCCAGGCGAUGAACGGGUUCCAGAUCGGCAUGAAGAGGCUGAAGGUGCAGCUGAAGCGCUCCAAGAACGACAGCAAGCCGUACUGAAGUUAGCCCUCGCGCCGCGCCGCGGCUCGCUAGCACUGAAGGAACAUCUUCAUGCCCGUUAGCUCAUGGUUUGCCUAGCAUGUCUCCGUGGCGUCCAAACACACGUCUCAUCGUCCCGUCCCGUUUCCCCCCCCCCCCCCUCCCCACCCCCAUUGUUUCCGAUGUCUCUUUUCAAGCUCACCUGAUCAUAACCUGGUCUCCUCCUACUGACCUUUUGAACCUAGCUUUGACCUUUUUGUUUUGGAGUUUUUUGUUUUGUUUUUGUUUGUUGGUUUGUAUUUUGUUUGUUUGUUUGUUUGUUUGCAUGUGUGAACCUCGUUUGGAGCUUUUUGGGGGUUUUGGGAGUUCGGGGAGGGGAAGGGAGAGGUCGAGGAGAUUAAUGUGAAAGCUUAGCUAUAGUCAUACAAGAGACAAAGAGCACAAAUACGUUAAAGAAAACCCUGUGGUGAAUCUGUGUUUUUUCUUUUCCUUUAUAUAUAGAUUUAUUGUUUCCUCUCCGUCUUGUUUUGUCUUUUCUCGAGAGUAAACUUGAACGAUAGUACAGGGAUCGGCAAUACGAGGCCAAGUCUGACCAGUCGUCUCCUUACCCCAAGCUAUGUCUGAUAAAAUACCGAAAUAUCUCUCUCUCGCUCUCUCGCUCUCUUUCUCUCUCUCUCUCUCUCUCGACGCUCUGCGAAGCGGUUUUUUACACUUUUUUCGGGCAGCAGAGUUUUUUUUGAUAAGGCCUUUUGAGGAUUCUCACUUUCUCACCUUAAAAAAGAAAAAAAAAAAGAAAACAUAUUUGUAGAACCACUUUUUUCUAAAGCAGUUUACGGCUACGACGAAAAGGGGGAAACGGCAAAAUAAAAAAUGGAAAUAUCCCGAUCGGUCCCGUUGUUACCCACGUGUGGCUUUUCGCCAAGCUGACUCACCGUAAGACAAUCCGUGGUUAAAUGCACAUGAAAUGACUUAUAUUUUAUACUCUUUAAAUGUAUAGAGAAAUAAAACGACAAAAAGUGUGUCCUGUGUUCUAAACGUUAGUGCUUUUUUUUUUUUCUUUUUCUUUUUUUUUUCGUGGAUUCAAAUGCGGUUUCAUCAGGAGUCCGACAGUCUUAAGCGUUUCGUAUUUUUAAAAGACUAAAAUAAAAACAAAAAAUCUAAAACUUGGACAGAGCCUUUCAUAAAAUUUCCGUUUUUUUUUUCUUUUGGUUCUUUUUAUUUUUUAUAUAUAUAAAUAUAAAACGAGUCCCCAGUUUGCUAAAUUUCUUGAGUGAUACCAGCCCCCACCCUCCCUCCAAAAAAAAAAUGCUAGUGAAACUUUUUUUCGAUUUUGUCUCUUUCACUCCCUUGUUCCUUGUUUCUUUUUGCUGUGGGAAAUGACUUAACUGUUUUGUUGGUUAGCAAAAUGUAAUUUUUUUUUUCCUUUUCUUGUAAAUAAAAACCUGAAUCAGUGGUA